AUGAUGAGUAAAAUAGCAAAAUUGUAUCUCUGGUUUGUUGCAGGAUAUUUACAACAGGAAAAGCUUUUAGCUACCUGCCGUGAGUUUAUUUUAGAGAGCUCAGACUUGAAAGAAUAUGCUGAGCACUGUACGGAGGAUGGCUUUAUCCCAGCCUGCUUGCUGUCCCUGUGUGGAAAAAACUUGACAACUAUUCUAAAUGAAUAUGUAGCCAUGAAAACAAAAGAAACAACAAAUGAAGUUCCAGCAAUGAUGUCAUCUCUGUGGAAAAAGCUAGAUUAUACACUUUCUCAGAUCAGGAGCAUGCAGAAUUCCACAGGAUUUUCUGCUAAUCAAAGGGCACGUACAAGAAGUGGAAUUGUUGAAAUGAAGAGGCAGAGAAUGCUCCAGCAGUCAGCUCCUCCAAGCUCAGGAUUGUUGUCUGUAGCCCAACAGUCAGGACAACAGAGCUCCUCUUCUAUUGUAUCUGCUCAAGUUUUGCAUAGACCAGCAAUCAGUCAAAGCAUUUCACAGGCAAGACUGAAUACCUUGUUUGUGCACCCAUCACAAACACAGGAGAAUAAGAUCAACACAGGAGAUUUCAUACACAUCCAAGUUCCAGGAUCACAAGAACGAAAGCUUCAUUCAAACUUGCUGUCUCCAGGAAGGCGAAAAAGUGAAUCGCAGAAGAGGAAGAACCCAGGAACACCUGCACCUCUUUCAACAAGCAGAAAUCUUCAAGACACUGAGGAAAUAAUAGUAGAAAAAGAAAGUGAGCCACUCCAAGAAUUCAUAGAUGGUAACUUCCCGCAACUGGUUAUUGAAAAUGCCAGAGAAAAAAUCCUGAGCAACAAAUCUCUUCAGGAGAAGCUUGCUGAGAACAUUAACAAAAUCUUGAGCAGUGAUGGCAAUGUCACGCAGGCCCCGAAGCAGACGGACAGUGGCCCCACAGAACAGGAGACUUCGAUUGAUGAAAUCCUUGGGCUGCAGGGUGAAAUUCAUAUGUCAGAAGAGGCUAUACAGGACAUUUUAGAACAGACAGAAUCAGAUCCAGCUUUUCAGGCACUGUUUGACUUGUUUGAUUAUGGAAAGAACAAGGUAAACAAGAAUUUACCUGCUGGUAUUUCUGGUCAGACUGCAGUAGAAAGUACAAUCCUGGUGGAUGAAAAUAACCUGGAAACACUUGAAAGUUCUUUAGGAACAGAAGAAACUAGUGAUAAUUCUAGAGAAUCUCUAUCCUGUAAAGAUUUUCAUUUAGGAGAAGCAUCAUGUGCCUUGAAGAAUAGUAUUAAUGAUGAUAUGACUAAGAAAAAUACAGCCAACGAACAGUUGCAUGGAAAUUGCAGACCAAAAAAGCAGACUGAAAUGCUUAAAGCAGUUACCAAUGAUCAAAUUGGAGAGCUUGAAAUCACUUUUGACUCUAUGCCCAGUUUGACUGAGCCUAGCAAAAGACAGAGUCCUGACAGCGAAUGUAGUGAACACUGUGGAGAUGCUUAUGAUAACAAGGAGGCUGCUGCGUUAGUAUCGACAAGUGAAGGAGCUGUGGAAUCUGGAGGGGACUCGCUAAGUCACAGUGCUCCGAGUAGUCCUGGUUUGGAAUACGUUGAUUCUGGUAGUUCACAGAUUUCUUUGGUUUCGUUGGCAAAUGGUGCUGCAGCCACUGGGAACAGAGCCCCGUCUGGAAGCAAGUGUCACUUACUGCCAGAUACAUCACUGUCUGAAAAGCCACAUGGGAAAAGCUCUUCUGAUGGGAGCCCUGGACACAGCACAAUGCUAAGAAAAAGUAAUUCCUCUGUUCCUAGGCAGCCAGCAGAACUGGGAAAAGAGCAGGCUGCCGCGAGUGGAGCAGCGACGCUGCCUGGGGUUUUACAGCAGAGUUGUAGUUGCCUCCCCAGCUGUGAGGACCAGGGCCAGCAGUCAGACUGUGCUGUUAGAUCUGCUGUGAAAAUUCCUGAGCUUGACAAAGCAGAAUUGCAGCUUGAAGUGACGGAAGCUUCUAACAAACCUUAUUCAAAUGAUCAGCAUACACUCAAUAAGCCUUGUAGAAAGGACUUUAACCUCCCUGCAGGGCUAUCAAAUUCAGAGGGAGCUCAAAUGGAAAUGCAGGAACCAUCAUCUUCUGCAAAAGUAGAUGCUGAUGAUAUGUUUUUCCCUUCUGGUGGUGCAUGCACAGAAAUUUCUGUGGUACCUGCUGAAAAUAGUCUCACUACACAUGAAAUGUGCCAUUCACCUCUGCCAGAAACCACAUCCUCAGCAGACGAGGCUGCCACCGAGGCCAAAAGCCUCCGUGGUGUGUCUGCUGGUAGUCAGCCAAUGGAUGUUGAUUCUUCAAAUAUCAUGUCCCUCAAAAUCAUCAUCAGCGAUGAUCCAUUUAUUUCAUCAGAUACCGAGUUAAAUAAUGCUGUUUCCAGCAUCACGGGAGAAAAUUUGCCAACUAUCAUACUGUCUUCUCCAGCCAAAUCCCCCACCAAAACUCCAGGCCUGCCCAAAUGCCCAGCUUCAGAAGAAACUGAAAAAAACACGGAUUCAGCGUUGGCAGAGCAGAAUCUCCUCGUCCUCAGACCAAAGGAGCCCGUUGUCAGCUCCGUUAACACUCACAGCGAAGACUGCACUGCUCUUUCAGUUGCUGGAGCAACUAACCUUUCCAAGGAAGGGGGAUUUAUACAGCUCAUGCCAGCAACAAGCACAGCCUUCGGCAGCUCCAACAACCUCUACAUCGCCACGUGCGUGGGCGACCCAGCCGCCCUGGGCUCCGCAGGGGCCCCCUCGAACGUGGUGGUGCUGCCCAGCAGCUCCCUGCCCCUGGCUGCCCAGGCCCCGGCCGUGCAGCCCCUGCGGACUCCUCCCAGGCCCAGCAACACCUUUGCAGCGAGCCAGGCCGUCUCCCCGAACUUCCCACAAGGUUCUGCGAUUAUUAUCACGUCCCCGGUGCAGCCGGUCUUGCAAGGAAUGGUGGGAAUGAUCCCCCUCUCCGUGGUGGGACAAAACGGAAACACCUUCUCAGCGCCUGCUCGCCAG
Tinamus guttatus (white-throated tinamou) is the source of this 2994-nucleotide messenger RNA. The record is from RefSeq and is a predicted model, not a curated record. NCBI's taxonomy places the organism in Eukaryota, Metazoa, Chordata, Aves, Tinamiformes, Tinamidae.